ACACACGUGGGCCAGCAAUGUCAUGGUGUCUGCUGAAGAGGUUGCACUAGAGCUGGUUCUGCCAGGAAAGGCACCAGAACUCGAGUCCACAUGAGAAACUGAGCUGCAGUUCUGGACGAGUGUUUGUACACCGCAGAAUCCUGCCAGCGAGGCACUUGUGCCUUGGUUUGGCAAGACACGGCACGUAUGGAGAGGAAUAUCCUUGGGUCUGCGCCAGAGAGCUGUAAUCGUCACCUGCGUUUCCAGUGUGGCUCAACAUCAUAGCUGAGCGCUGCUUAGAAGGAAUUGAUACUCCUAAUAAUGAUCUUCUGGAAGCAUUGUGCUGACGUUCUGUAUUUCUGCAUGUGUAAGAGUGAUCAGUGUACAUCACCAGUGUCCCUUGUCCUUGACUUAAACAGCCUCAUCUCCAGCGCUGCAAGGAAACUGUUCCUGUUUGCAAAGUUUGCACCCCCAUGGCAAGUGGAUGCAGCGAGAAAUACGAGGAGAGCACAGGCACAGCCACGCGGUUCUGCAGCUCCAGGAUGAUGUGUGCUGCCUGAGAAGCGGCUCUGGGAGGAGCUCGGCUUCCCCGGGGCGAUGCCGAGGGCACAGCGCUAUCUGCCGGGUCUGCGCAACAGUGCCGGCGCUUCCCAGGGUUGCACAGCGCCAGGCGCAGCAACGCACGCUCACAUGACAGACAAUGAUGAUUGUGUUACGAGGGGAAAGCUAGAUGGAAGCUCUAGAACACAGCCAGAGACAAAACGAGGUUCUCUUUCCAGCCAAGCUGGUUUUUGUUGUGCGGUAUGUGUUGAAGUUCCGUCAGAGACAGAGGCUGUCCAAGGCAAGUCCAUGAAGCUACUCUGCAUCUCCUGCAUGAAGAGGGAAGAGGUGACAGCCAGCACAAUGGUGGAAUGGUUCUACAGGCCAGAGGGCGGAAAAGAUGAACCUAUCUACGAGUACAGGAAAACGAACCAUGAAUUUCAAAGCCGUUUCAGCGGUCGGAUACAGUGGAAUGGGAGUAAAGACAUGCAGGAUGUAUCCAUCACUGUGUUAAACGUGACCUUGAAUGAUUCGGGUACCUACACCUGUAACAUCACCCGGGAGUUUGAGUUCGAGAUCCACCGACCGCUCUUCACAAGCUCCAGACAGAUCCACCUCACGGUGGUGGAGGAGGCUGGAGAAGACUUCACCUCAGUCAUCUCUGAAAUUAUGAUGUAUAUUCUGCUGGUCUUCCUCACCUUGUGGCUGCUGAUAGAAAUGGUCUAUUGCUACAGGAAAGUCUCGAAGGCAGAGGAGGCUGCACAGGAAAAUGCGACAGACUAUCUUGCAAUUCCAUCAGAAAACAAGGAGAACUGUGCCGUGCCUGUGGAGGAAUAACAGAGAGGAGUCAGCGCAACGAACGGCACCAAGGGGCUCUGAAGACAGGAGGACUGUGUCUCGCCAGCCGGGUUUGAGGGGGAGCUCUGCGCCGUCAGGAGGAAAUAUGGGAAAUGUAAAUUCUCUUCUGUUUGCCUUGGACUCUGUACAGCCUUGACUUUGGCCUCAUGACUCCAUUCUGAGCCGCCAGCCCGUUUGCUGAAGGACUCUUCUUUUGAAGCACGCGGAGCAAAGAGCGCAGGGGUGUGGGCGGCACGGCUCCUUCCCAGGUUUCAGUCCCACCACCACAUUAAUGGCUUUGUAAAUGUUAAGUGUCAUUUCUUAGCUGCUGUUACUGCCACCUUUAUUUGCUAAAUACGCUACUUCUCCAUUGCAGAGGUAAAGGGUGUAUAUGUCAUGGUUCUCCAACCUGCAGGACCAAGAAUGAGGUCAUCUUACGAUGAUGUACCACCAUGUGUUACAGCCCAAGUAGUCUUAUCAGUGUUAAAACAGGAAGAAUUUAAUUAAUUACUUGUUACUCUGGACUUUGCACUGCCUAUGCACAGGCAGAGUAGGAUAAGGGCUGUAAUGCAUUAGAAUGAUUGAUAAUAUAUGGUAGGAUGAGCCCCUGUGCCAUGUUCACGCUUGUUUCUGAAGGAGGGAACUCAGAAUAUAGAUCCUGAGCAGUAUGAUGUAAGUAUAAGAAUCCCCUGGACUCAUCCCUUUCCUUUAGCAAGUGUCAAAACUCUUAGUUCCUUCCAUUUGCCUUGCAUAGCAGGUUCACUGCUCACGUAGACAGAGACACAGUGAUAGGAAUAACCUGCGGAGCCACGUUCUGCGAGCCAGUGGGACAAGGUAUGCGGCUCACCUAUAUCUGGGGAAACCCCGAAAGGAAGGGCAGGCAAAAUAAACAGGGUGCGUAUCCCUCCCAGGAGGGACAGCUUUAUAAAAUGGUUGUACUUCUCGUAACUGUGAUUGUCUUGUCAUGCUAUAGUGUGGCACCACCUAGAGGAAGACACAGAAAAAGCUCACUUUUGCCUACUUAAUCGUAAUUCUUUCUUGUGAUAAUUAGUCAGUGGUUUGAACAGUUAGCACUCGUUGUAAAUGAUCCACUGCUGCACAAGAAUCACACUGUAAAUUCAGUGUUUCCUACCCAAACUUAUCUUUUCAGUCUUAGUGCAUUAAGCAGAGUAAAAACGAUUCUCUGGCCUCAAAUACAGAUCAGCUGAGCUCAACUAGGAUUGCAAGGAGAAAGAAGGGCAGAAACAUUGGCUGGGGUGGAACUGUAUCUUAAGACAAAAUGGGGAAAGGUUUGGCUUUCUUCAUACAGCAGAUGUGGUUGCAUCCUUACUGCAAUGGAGCCUGCACUGCUUGCGAGAGUUGACAAAUUUUGCUACACUGACCGCUUCUAAAUAGUUACCAAGUGCUUGUGUAUCAAGGCAUGCCUCCCACCAGUGGAAUUCCCUCUGCUUUGUUCUGCUGCUUUUUAUGUGUUGCUAAAAUCAUAGAUAUUACUCCAUUUGUAAGUCAGGCCCAGGCCAGAUUUCGAACUGGCAGCUGUUCAAAAUUCCUUUUUCAGAGUGGGUGUCACUGCAGUAAACCACUACAAUGCAGCCUCCUCGGCAGGAUCGCUCUCGAGUCCAGAGCCAAGUUUGGCAACUCGAGCGGAUUUUCCAGAUGAAGCAGACUUGUAAUCUGGGCACCGGUUCCUUAAAACUUAAUAUCCAAACGGGGAAAAAGCAGCUCCUCUUUUAAUUCGACUGGGUGUCUUUGCUUUCCCGAGGCCACCUUGCCCGGCCUCGGUGCCAUUUUGCACAUAACCCUAAAUCUAAACCCACAGCAACAGUGGAGGGACUAAUUGUAACUCCAGAUUUUCUGUCACUGACCAUGGCAUUGACACCCACAGUGAUUUUCAGGUAAGGUCACGUAACCUCUCUCCCACUCUGACUCUGCCCCUGUGAAGCAUUGAUAACCCUCUGGUGUCGUGAUGUUAAGUCAGAAAAAGGAGUAAGAACUUCUGGAGAGCUACCUCAGGUGGUAGAGAAGGGCCAUCCUCUAGUCCCGCACCUUCCGGUAUCUGACUCGCAUCUCUUCGAGAUGCUUUUUUUUGGACCUAUCUUUCACUUUUCCGGUUCCUGCAGAUGUGACUAUUGCCCUGUGUGGGUCUAGGCAGGAGAAAUGGUUUGGAUGGUGUUAAAGGCAGGUUGUGUCCUGGAAGAGAUGGUUCUGGUUGGUCUCUGAAAAGACUCUAUAUUUGCAAAUGGACAGAAGAGACUUUAGAAUAGGCAGGAUAAUAAAAAGAACAAAGCACUCACGA
This is a messenger RNA of Columba livia (rock pigeon), 3652 nucleotides long. RefSeq names its product sodium voltage-gated channel beta subunit 3 (gene SCN3B). The record is from RefSeq and is a predicted model, not a curated record. Gene Ontology annotation, molecular function: transmembrane transporter binding; sodium channel inhibitor activity. Bases 577 to 1356 code for a protein of 259 amino acids. NCBI's taxonomy places the organism in Eukaryota, Metazoa, Chordata, Aves, Columbiformes, Columbidae. Gene Ontology annotation, cellular component: voltage-gated sodium channel complex. The transcript has 10 exons. Gene Ontology annotation, biological process: sodium ion transport; regulation of sodium ion transmembrane transporter activity; ventricular cardiac muscle cell action potential.